Molecule: messenger RNA, 267 nt
Organism: Didymosphaeria variabile
Lineage: Eukaryota; Fungi; Ascomycota; Dothideomycetes; Pleosporales; Didymosphaeriaceae
Exons: 2
Coding region: 1-267 (88 amino acids)
Source: RefSeq, a predicted model, not a curated record
AUGCAAAUCAAGCGCCUCGUGAUGCUUGCGCUCAAUAUCCCCCUCGUCCUUCCCCUGAUAGGCGUGAUCAUUGCGGAGGCCUUGAUUGACCGUCAAGCCCCAGAGCCAGACGCCGAAAGGUCGCCAAGUCCCGACCUCGAUCCCAAACGACCGUCUGAUGGAGCGUCCAAAGAGCCAAUCGUGGCCACGCCUCCCAAGACCGGCGAGUCGCUCGCUCACGACAUGCCUGUCACGGAUAACCUAGAGAAGAUCAGUCCUGCGGAUUAA